Molecule: messenger RNA, 1538 nt
Organism: Melanotaenia boesemani (Boeseman's rainbowfish)
Lineage: Eukaryota; Metazoa; Chordata; Actinopteri; Atheriniformes; Melanotaeniidae
Product: tubulin beta-1 chain
Exons: 4
Coding region: 94-1431 (445 amino acids)
Biological process (GO): mitotic cell cycle; microtubule cytoskeleton organization
Cellular component (GO): microtubule; cytoplasm
Molecular function (GO): GTPase activity; structural constituent of cytoskeleton; GTP binding
Source: RefSeq, a predicted model, not a curated record
UUUGGCACUAUAAAGGACAGUGCUGAGCCAUUGAGCACGCACUUAUCAGAAAACUAGUCUUUGAGACCUAAAUCUGGUGUGAUAUCAGCAAUUAUGAGGGAAAUUGUACAUCUUCAAGCUGGCCAGUGCGGCAACCAAAUCGGUGCCAAGUUCUGGGAGGUCAUCAGUGAUGAACACGGUAUUGAUCCAACCGGUACCUACCAUGGAGACAGUGACCUGCAGCUGGAUAGGAUCAAUGUUUACUAUAAUGAAGCUUCAGGUGGUAAAUAUGUUCCACGUGCUGUGCUUGUGGAUCUUGAGCCAGGCACCAUGGAUUCUGUGAGAUCUGGACCUUUCGGCCAGGUCUUUAGGCCUGACAACUUUGUUUUUGGCCAGAGCGGUGCUGGUAACAACUGGGCCAAGGGUCAUUACACAGAGGGUGCAGAGCUGGUGGACUCUGUCCUGGAUGUGGUGAGGAAGGAGGCAGAAAGUUGUGACUGCCUGCAGGGCUUCCAGCUCACACAUUCCCUUGGGGGUGGCACAGGCUCAGGUAUGGGUACCCUGCUAAUCAGUAAGAUUCGCGAAGAGUACCCUGACCGCAUCAUGAACACCUUCAGUGUGGUGCCUUCUCCGAAAGUGUCUGACACAGUCGUAGAGCCCUACAACGCCACAUUAUCAGUCCAUCAGCUUGUAGAAAACACAGAUGAGACAUAUUGCAUCGAUAACGAGGCCCUCUAUGACAUCUGCUUCCGCACCCUUAAACUCACGACUCCCUCAUACGGAGACCUCAACCACUUGGUCUCUGCAACCAUGAGCGGUGUCACCACCUGCCUCAGGUUCCCCGGACAGCUGAAUGCUGACCUCCGCAAGCUGGCCGUCAACAUGGUGCCAUUCCCUCGUCUGCACUUCUUCAUGCCAGGUUUUGCUCCCCUCACAAGCAGAGGCAGCCAGCAGUACAGGUCACUCACAGUCCCAGAGCUCACCCAGCAGAUGUUCGAUGCCAAGAACAUGAUGGCUGCUUGCGACCCACGUCAUGGCCGCUACCUGACUGUAGCUGCCAUCUUCCGCGGCCGCAUGUCCAUGAAGGAGGUGGAUGAGCAGAUGCUUAAUGUGCAGAACAAGAACAGCAGCUACUUCGUUGAAUGGAUCCCCAACAAUGUCAAGACAGCCGUCUGUGACAUUCCUCCCCGAGGCCUCAAGAUGGCUGCCACCUUCAUUGGCAACAGCACUGCCAUCCAGGAGCUCUUCAAGCGUAUCUCUGAGCAGUUCACAGCUAUGUUCAGGCGCAAAGCUUUCCUCCACUGGUACACUGGAGAGGGUAUGGAUGAGAUGGAGUUCACAGAGGCUGAGAGCAACAUGAAUGACCUGGUGUCUGAGUACCAACAGUACCAGGAAGCCACAGCUGAGGAGGAGGGAGAGUUUGAGGAGGAUGGCGAGGAGGAGUUGGCUUAAAUUUACUGUUACCACAAAUUACUGCUGUUUUCUGGUCUGUUUUUUUUCAAUGUUCCUUCCUUGCCUAAGCUUGUUUUACUGUUCAAAAUAAAAGUUAACGAGCAUGA